Messenger RNA from Chara braunii, 3566 nucleotides. The record is from the annotation of a GenBank genome assembly. NCBI's taxonomy places the organism in Eukaryota, Viridiplantae, Streptophyta, Charophyceae, Charales, Characeae.
GCGCUGGCACAAUUCGUACAGAAUGCAAAGGUGGAGCAAUUACCUAAGAGUCAACUUGUGGAACUUAGCCGAUUUUGAGCAGCUGCCGGCUAGCAUGCGGAACAGUGCGAGAUUCGAAAACUUACCGAUGCAGGGAAUGGAGGAAUGGGUGAAAGGAGGUGGGCCUCCCAUGGAGGGUAUUGCUCUCUCAAGCAUGAUGGACAGCUUAUGGGAUGGGCGCGAAGCGUCGGCACUAUCACAGGUAGAAGUCAAAGAGAGCGCAUUGGCUUACGUCUUCGCUGUCACUGCUCCAGGGUUCGAUAGGGAGGAGAUGACGUUGAUGGUGAAGGAGAUGAGGGGAGGAAGACGAAUGUUGGUGAUUAGAGGAGAGAAGAGUGGUGGGAGAGAGAGAGAAGAGAGAGGAGGGAGAGGGAGGGAGGAGGUGGUUGGUGUUCGAUUAUGGCUUGAGAAGCUGAUCGCAGAUGGAAGACGGAGGUUAGCAAUGACAGGAGAGAACGAGAGAGGAGAGAGAGUGGAGAGAGAAGAGCGAGGGUGGGGAGGGAGGGAGCAGCAGCAGCAGCAGCAGCAGCAGCAAGAGGAGGAGGAGGAGGAGGAGGUGGUGGGUGUUCGGUUAUGGCUUAAGAGGUUGGGAGCGAUGGAUGGUGGGCGACAACAAAAAAGAGUAAGGAACGAGUUCGUCCGUCGAUUCAAGCUGCCAGAGGACGCUGACUACAGGCGCACUUACGCAGAGUGCGAGGUGUCCGAUUUAACAGUGGUAGUACCGAAGAUCGGACAGGGGGGGGGGGGGGUAAUAGACCCAGAAGAAUUGUCAGAGUCUGACAUGCAGCCUGUCAGAAUCGAAGAAGUGGAAUCAGAUGACGAAGAGAUGGUCGAUCAACGGCGCAGAUGGCGGCAGCAGCAGCAGCAGCAGCAGCAGGAGGGCAGGGGAGGGGGAGGGGGGAAGGAGGAAGGAGAGGAGCAGAGGAGGGGGAGCAUGGAUACUGACGAGGUUACCUCAAGAACAUCUGAUCGCGCGUUCGAAACGCGAAAAAAGGAUCCGUACGGAAAUGAUCGCCCGUUCGAAACGCGAAAAAAGGAUCCGUACGGAAAUGAUCGCCCGUCCGAUUCCAAAGCGGCAGAGGCCGCAUGUGGAAUCUUGUCGAAAAAGGAGGGAUGUGUUUCUCAGCCAGGUUCAAAAUUCAAAUGGAAGAAAUUCAUUAAAAAAUUAUCAAUAACGAGAAAGGUGAAGAAGUGGAGGGCUUCGAGAUCAUCGAAGAAAAAGAUGAGCGAGCAAGGGAGUGAUGAGAUACUGAGCGACAAACUGAGCGACAGACCGAGCGGCAGACUGAGCGACAGACUGAGCGGCAGACUGAGCGGCAGCGUGAGCGACGAGGAGGAGGAAGAGGAGGAAGAGGAGGAGGAGGAGGUGGUAGUAGACGAGCUACCACCUCCGUCGACGGACAGCGGAGUAGCGGUUGCUGACCUUCGUAGCUAUCUUGCGAAGAUCGACCGCGAGCACGCAACGCAACGGUACGUGACAUCGACGCGCCUCUCCUUUACAUCACAUUUAGAUCGGAAAGGUGACCUGCAGUGCCUUGAUCGGUUGUGGAGCGUCUCGCAACUACAUCAGCCAAGACUUCAUGGCACGCGCUGUGGCGCUGGGCUAGGCCCGCGCGUUCGAAGGAAAAGUCAGCCUACGCACGUCACGUUGAUCGAUGGUCACGCGCAAAAGUCAAAGUCAAUCGAAUGUUGCGUUGACUCCGUGCCUGUGUACUUUGCCCCGCUAGCAUGCGAGGCCGUGUCAUUCGACAUAUUGGACACUAAGUUCGACAUGAUCUUAGGCAUGUCAUGGCUGAAAAGCGAAGACCAUCCGGUGAACUUUUAUCGACGCACCGUUCACGUUCGUGAUCGGCGUGGCGACCUAGUCCCGUGUGCGGUGCCACUUCCUCAUCCUUCGAUUGGUUGUCACGUGGUCUCCGCGGCGAGCAUUCGCCAAUCCAUCCGGCGGAACGACAUCGAGGAGAUGGGCAUAUGUUUUCUUCACGCCCUCCCACCCGGUGAUCAGCCCAAGACGGACAGAUCGGACCCACGCAUCAUUGAGCUGUUGGACAGCUAUGAGGUUGUCUUCCAAGCUCCCGCUGGAGUCGUACCGGACCGUCCCACACGCCACGGGAUCACUCUUGAGGACGGCGCCGUACCUCCGUGCGGAUGUAUGUACCGCAUGAGCGAAGAGGAGCUUCAAGUGCUUCAGGCACAGUUAGACGACACCUUGGCCAAGGGCUGGGUUCGCCCUAGCUGUUCGCCAUACGGUGCUCCCGUUCUCUUCGCCCGAAAGAAGAACAAGGAUCCUCGUUUCCGCAUUGACCAUCGGAAACUUAACACGCAAACGAUCAAGAACGCCGGCCCUCUCCCUCGGAUCGAUGAUUUUCUCGAGCGACUAGGUGGCGCCAAGUACUUCUCGAAGCUUGACCUGAAGUCCGGAUAUCACCAGAUCGAGAUCCAGCCGGGAGAUCGGUACAAACCGCAUUCAAGACGCGUUUGCCAUCGGAACAAAGGGCGUCAUCAGCUCCCGUACGACGAACUGAAACCAUUGUCGAUUCCUCAGGAACCAGGUCUUUCCAUUGCUAUGGAUGUGACCGGUCCUUUCCCUCGCAAUCGCCUUGGCCAUGAUGGUAUUCUCACGGUCGUUGACCGUUUGAGCAAGUACGCUCGGUUUCUUCCAUGCAUGUGUCAUGCGACGGCUCCCGAGCUCGCACAACUUUUGCAUAUCGGCUGGUUUUGCAGCCAUGGUGUUCCGGAAGACAUCGUCAGCAACCGCGACACUCGUUUCAUGUCAGCCUUUUGGACGACACUCAUGGUGGAAUCCGACACCAGCAUGAAACUGAGUUCCGCACGGCAUCCGCAAACGGAUGGGCAAACAGAACGUGGGCACCAGACUGCACAGAUGAUGCUCCGCACACUCAUCCGUCCGGAUCAGAAGGACUGGGUUGACCGCCUUUCCGACAUCGAGUUCGCCUACAACACUUCGGUCCACCCGGCGAUUGGCGUGACUCCCUUUGAGUUGCAUCACGGUGGACGGAAAGGUCGUAUCUUCGCAGACAUUUUGCUUCCACGGGCUGCCGAUAUCAACGCCGCUUGCUCCCCCGCUUCCACACGGAAGUACAAGGAACUGCUGGCCAAAGCCCGCGCAAAUAUGCAAAAGGCUCAGGUCCGUAUGCAGCAGCAAGCAAAUUGGCGUCGCAUCCCAUGUCCAAUCUGCGUCGGCGACCUUGUUUGGGUCACCUCCAAGAAAUUCGCGCUCGAGCAGCACGUCUCGGGCAAGCUCCUCCCUAAGUGGUUUGGUCCAUGGAAGGUCACUUCAGCAGCCGAGGACGACCCCGCGGGUCCCUCUUUCAUAAUCGAGAUUCCCCCGCAUUUGACGGUCCACGCCGUAUUUCACGCCUCGAAGCUGGCGGUCUACACUCCAGCCUCCUCAACGGACUUCCUAGGCAGACGGUCACACGACCCUCCUUAAAUGGAUGGUCACCAGGAGGUCGACCGCGUUCUCACUCAUCGCAAGCACGGCAACAAGCCGAUGCAGUACAAAG